This is a messenger RNA of Danio aesculapii, 1729 nucleotides long. RefSeq names its product protein kinase C and casein kinase substrate in neurons 1a (gene pacsin1a). The coding region runs from base 212 to 1528 and encodes 438 amino acids. The record is from RefSeq and is a predicted model, not a curated record. Gene Ontology annotation, cellular component: cytoplasm; endosome; plasma membrane. The transcript has 10 exons. Lineage: Eukaryota; Metazoa; Chordata; Actinopteri; Cypriniformes; Danionidae. Gene Ontology annotation, molecular function: phospholipid binding; protein binding. Gene Ontology annotation, biological process: cytoskeleton organization; neuron projection morphogenesis; positive regulation of dendrite development.
GGAGCAGUGCAGGAUUAUCCUCUACAUCGGCUCCAGACACUCUCCAGGACAGACACGCUCACAUAAAGACAUCCGGACCUGUGUUAUGAUUUCUGGAGCAUUUCAUUCUUAAAAAGGUCCUACUAUUGUUUGUGAAUGGGUUCACCGUUGUGCUUGAGGAAGUCCGCUUUUCUGCAGACGUGUUCAGUCCUGCUCCACAUCACCCAGCACCAUGUCUGGCUCCUACGAUGAAUCCGCUGUCGCUGAUGAGGCCAUGGACAGCUUUUGGGAGGUGGGAAACUAUAAGCGCGCUGUCAAGAGAAUUGAUGACGGCCAUCGACUUUGCAAUGAUCUUAUGAACUGCCUUCAGGAACGUGCCAAGAUUGAGAAGUCCUACAGCGCGCAGCUCACCGAAUGGUCCAAACGGUGGAGGCAGCUCAUCGAGAAGGGGCCUCAGUACGGGUCAGUAGAGCGAGCCUGGUUAGCCAUGAUGACUGAGGCCGAUAAGGUGAGUGAACUUCAUCAAGAGGUGAAGAACGGUCUGAUGAACGAGGACGUCGAGAAAGUGAAGAACUGGCAGAAAGACUCGUACCACAGACAGAUGAUGGGUGGAUUCAAGGAAACCAAAGAGGCUGAAGAGGGCUUCAAGAAAGCCCAGAAACCCUGGGCCAAGAAACUCAAAGAGAUGGAAACGGCAAAGAAAACCUACCACAUGGCCUGUAAAGAGGAGAAGCUGGCGGCAUCCCGUGAAGCAGAUGCAUCGGUCACUCCUGACCAGCAGAAAAAACUUCACGAGAAGACCGAGAAAUGCAAACAGGAUGUGCAGAAGGCGAAGGAGAAGUAUGAGAAGUCUCUGGACGAACUGUCCAAGUGCAGACCACCAUACAUGGAGAGCAUGGAGCAGGUGUUUGACCAAUGCCAGCAGCACGAGGUCAAGCGGCUGACCUUCCUCAAAGAGGUCCUGCUGGACAUCAAACGACACCUAAACCUCACCGAGAACCAAAACUAUGCCGCAGUGUACCGUGAGUUUGAGCGCACCAUUCUGGCCUCCAACACACAAGAGGAUCUCAAGUGGUUCAGUAAUAAUCACGGUCCUGGCAUGCAUAUGAACUGGCCCCAGUUUGAGGAAUAUAAUCCAGAGGCCACCAAUGCUGUUGCCAAGAGAGAAAAGAAGAAGCCGGAUGGAGUCGCUCCUGCCACCCCGAACACAGAACAUGCAGGUCAACCAGGAGACCGCGGCAGUGUGAGCAGCUAUGAUAAGAACCAGGCGUACUCCACAGAAUGGUCAGAUGAUGAGCAGCCCGCCGGAUACUCUGGGAACGAGACGAACGGCGGAGCAAAUUCUUUUGAGGAAGACUCGGCCAGCAGAGGAGGUGUGCGCGUGCGGGCGCUGUAUGACUAUGAUGGACAGGAGCAGGAUGAGCUGAGCUUCAAAGCAGGUGAUGAGUUAACAAAGAUCGAAGAGGAAGAUGACCAGGGCUGGUGCAGAGGUCGCCUGGACAGCGGGCGGUCAGGCUUAUACCCGGCCAAUUACGUGGAGGAAAUCUGAUCACCUGACCAGAGGACGACACACCUUUGGAGGCAGCUCUGAUUGUCCGAUCGAAUAAAAAUGGCAAAAUUGCCAGAGACUUCAUACGAACGACUUUCCCUGAAGAUGUGCAAUGCAGUCUUGUUUAAGAUUCAAAACAAACAAAAAAAAAUCUUAGUAAAGAUAACCACACUGUAUAUAUAUAUCGAUCUUAUCUGCCCA